This is a messenger RNA of Brachypodium distachyon (stiff brome), 1551 nucleotides long. Its product is annotated as cytochrome P450 716B1. The record is from RefSeq and is a predicted model, not a curated record. Gene Ontology annotation, biological process: sterol metabolic process. Gene Ontology annotation, molecular function: oxidoreductase activity, acting on paired donors, with incorporation or reduction of molecular oxygen; monooxygenase activity; heme binding. The transcript is spliced from 4 exons. Bases 60 to 1457 code for a protein of 465 amino acids. Lineage: Eukaryota; Viridiplantae; Streptophyta; Magnoliopsida; Poales; Poaceae.
UUUAUUGGAGUUUCCUAUAUAAACCCAUACAUCCUGAAAGGCAUCACCUCAAAUUCCCCAUGGCUUACCCUCUUCUCCUCGCAGCACUACUUACCUUGCUCGUAGCAGCAAUUCUCCAACUCCUUUACAGACACUACAGGUACUACUCCACCUACAACCUGCCUCCAGGCCACCUGGGCAUACCCAUCAUCGGCAGAACCUUCUCCCUCCUGCGUGCCUUCAGCACCAACUCCGAUGACCAGUGGUUCAGGGACCGGAUCAACAAGUAUGGGCCGGUGUCUAUGCUUACGCUGCUGGGCUCGCCGACAGUUCUGCUGGCCGGGCCUGCGGCCAACCGGUUCAUAUUCAGCAACGACGGUCUGAUACUAACGCAGACAAGUGCCCUGAGAGCCCUUGUAGGUCGGUCCGUGCUGACGCUGGCCGGGGUUGAGUUGAAGCAGGUCCGCGGCGCGCUGCAGGGGUUCCUGAAGCCGGAGAUGGUGAGGAGGUAUGUGUGCAAGAUUGACCACGAGGUCAGGAGCCAUGUCGAGCUCAACUGGGUUGGUCGCGACAUCGUGACGGUCUUGCCAACCGUGAGGCGUCUUGCACUUGGCAUCAUCUGUUCGGCUGUCUUGGGCCAAGAGGCAGCCCAUUUUAAAGAAAGCCUUUGCACUGAUUUCGUCACUCUUGGGAAGGCCAUCUUAUCAUUUCCCGUGAAGAUACCUUUCAGCAGGUUCAGCAAGGGCAUGACUGCGAGCGCGAAAAUUAGAAAGGCUAUCACAAAUAUUGCCCAAAAGAAGCAAGAAUCACUGUUGCACGCAGGCCAUGGCGCUGCUGGCAAUGAUUUCAUCACAUACAUGCUCAUUCUUUGCUCUCAAGGUGUCCACUCCCUCACAAUGGAGGACAUUGUGGAUAAUGCGAUGAGUCUCAUCGUUGGGGCGCACGAGACAUCGUCUGUUCUUAUCACCUUCAUGAUCCGUUAUCUUGCCGAACAGGAUGAGAUUGCAUCGAACAAGAAACCAGAGGAUGCUCUUACCUGGGAUGAUGUUGCAAAGAUGAAGUACACCUGGAAAGUUGCAAUGGAGACACUUAGAACAGUUCCUCCUGUAUUUGGUAGCUUUCGGACAGCUACCAAAGACAUUGAGUACCAGGGCUACCACAUCCCAAAAGGCUGGAAGGUCUUCGCCGCGCAAAGCGUCACACAUAUGGAUGCACAGAUCUUUCAUGAGCCUCACAAUUUUGAUCCUACUCGGUUUGAGAAAUUUGUUCCACCAUAUUGCUACAUGCCAUUUGGUGGAGGUCCCAGAAUGUGCCCUGGGAAUGAGUUUGCCAGGGUAGAAAUCAUGGUGGCCAUGCACUAUCUAGUGAGGCAGUUCAGGUGGAAGAUCAUGUGUAAAGAAGAAACAUACAAGAGGGAUCCAAAGCCAACGCCUAGCCUUGGACUUCCAAUCAAACUCAACAUAAGAUCCAUGCCCUAAUUAAGUCUUGGCUCGAAUGUAUAUUGAAAUACUUACAUGUUGUUUAUAGUAAUAGAAAGUUUAUCUUCCAUUGAAAUAUAUAAUUCUUACAUCA